AUAGAAGAAGAUCAGGCAGCCAAUAGCGUUGACCCUCAUAUCACCGUCUUGUUGUGUCUGUCAGCUAACUAAAACAGAGUUUCAUUAUCGAGCAUUAAAGUCUAUGUAUUCCAUGAUAAGUGGACCAUGUCUACUCGGGCCUUACGGAGGUUGAGGGGGAAACAGCGGGGUCAGGAGGCCUUGGAUCUCGGGGAGCUGACUUUGGGUGACAGCCCGGAUGAGCAGCCUGCUGCGGGUGAAGAGGAGCAGCUGGACACGGCUAAUGUUUCUCCUCCGGCAGACAGAAAAACCAGCAGAAAGGCAAAGAAAAACAAGGCUCAGAAAAACUUCAGCAACAUUUAUGAAUUGAUUUGUGAUGCAGACAACGAGGCAGAGAAAAUCUCACCUGAUGAAGAGAAACCAGAUGGAAAUCAAUCAAAGGAUACAGAAAAGAAUGAUAACAGAGAUGUUGAAAAACCAGAAGAAGCUAAUUCACAGUCUUUGUCAGGAGACAGAGUCAAAAAAAAGAAGAAAAAGAAGAAGACAAAAGUGGCAGCAGAUGGUGGACAGGAGGCUGGCCCAAAUGACGACAUUGAUUUAUUGCUGCAGAACCUGGAGCAGUCUAAUGGUUUGAGUUUGCAAAAUGAGGAUUGUGGAGGCACUGAACGAAGGUCUGUGCUACACGUGGAGCACAGAAAUCUCAACCCAGAGACGGAGCUGAAAAGAUAUUUUGGGGCUCGAGCUGUUCAAGGGGAUCAAAGACCUCGACAGCGAAACAGACAGUUUCACCGUAGCACCUGGAUGACCGGUCCCAAAGACAGCUGGCCUCGCUUUAGCCGCCCAGGAAUUUCUAUGACCUUACUGCAGUCACAGGACAUUCAGUACUUCUCCUUUGAGCACAGUCGAGAUUACCAACAAGUACAGUUCAAGUUUCUUGAUGCAGUCGAGUCGAUGGAUCCCAACAACAUUGUGUCACUGCUUCAGCUGAACCCGUACCACAUUGACUCCCUGCUGCAGCUCUCUGACGUGUGCCGCAUUCAGGAGGAUCAGGAGAUGGCCAGGGAUCUCAUCGAGAGAGCCAUGUACAGCUUCGAGUGUGCUUUUCACCCUCUGUUCAGUCUGACCUCGGGUACGAGCAGAUUGGAUUAUCUGAGACCAGAGAACCGGGCUUUUUAUCUGGCUCUUUACAAACACAUGAUGUUCCUUGAGAAGAGAGGAUGCCCGCGGACCGCUUUAGAAUACUGCAAACUGAUCCUGAGUUUGGACCCAGACUCUGACCCACUUUGCAUGCUCCUGCUCAUUGAUUUCCUGACGCUGCGCUCCAGGGAGUACCACUCCCUCCUUCAGUUAUAUCAGGACUGGGAGGUUCAUAGAAAUCUCUCUCAGCUGCCAAACUUCGCAUUCUCCACCGCACUUUGCCAUUUCCACCUCAGUCAACAGGAGGAUUUGGAUCCUGAAGAAGGUGUCAAACAAAGACACCGGGCUGACGUGAUGCUGCAGGACGCCCUCAUUAUGUUCCCUGGAGUGUUGAUGCCUCUGCUGGAUCUGUGUACUGUGCAGCCAGACGCCACAGUCACCUCACAUGCCUUCUUUGGCCCAAAGAGUCAGAUUGGGCAGCCUCCUGCGCUUGCUGAGCUCACAGCGCUGUAUGUGGGGAGGACGUGCAGCCUGUGGAGGGAGGCAGCAGUGAUGCUGUGGCUGGAAGAGUCGGUGAAAGAGGUGUUGCGUCGAGUUGAUGCCAAAGACCCACUGGUGGAAGACUGCCAAAACAAGAGAAAGCAGAGGUACCAGAGUGCUCCGAGGAACAUCCAUCGUCAUGUCCUCCUCUCUGAGAUCAAAGAAGCCACCUCAAGUCUGCCUCUUGAGGUGACCAGUCAGCCUGUGAUGGGCUUUGAUCCUCUGCCUCCCCUGGACUCAGUGAUGUCAUACACCCGACCAGAGAGGCAGCAUGUUGGUGCAUCGAAUGAGAGCACAUUGUCGCUGUUUUUUCGGUCUUUACUGCCAAACUUCAACCUUCAGGGUGGACUGAGGCAGGAGGAUGACAUGGAAGUGGCUCGAGCUGGCCAGGAGCUGAACCAGGAGGUGGAUCGUCUGAUGGUGGCAAUGAGGGAAAUGCUGGCAAACAUCAGGUUUCAGGAGCCACCGAGAGAAGACAACCCCUACAGAGAUGAGGAAGAGUGGGACUAAGAGCGAGAGACUGAGAAGAGAGAGAGAGAGAGAGAGAGAGAGAGAGACAAAGACAAAGGUGGCAUUUUAUGUGUGAUGAUGAAGAGGAAUCCAAUAGACAAAGACAUGUAAUAAAGUAAAGAACGAUUCAAACAUUACAUGGGGUUUGUUAUAAUUAAAAAGAAAUGGAAUGGGACAAUGAAACAGUUUGUGUAAUUGUGAAUGCUUCAGAGUAUUGACAGUAAGUAAAAGGAAGAGAAAGAGACAGGCAAUCUGCAGUUGUAGCAUAUCAGAGAGGAGAGGUAGUGAGGUUAAAUCAUCAUGACGCUAAAGUAGACCGUUUUCAUGGUAAAUCCGUGUUGAGCUGCACUUACACAUAAUAAAUAGGUGUUCCUCUUUUU
Molecule: messenger RNA, 2546 nt
Organism: Labrus bergylta (ballan wrasse)
Lineage: Eukaryota; Metazoa; Chordata; Actinopteri; Labriformes; Labridae
Gene: tcf25
Product: transcription factor 25 (basic helix-loop-helix)
Cellular component (GO): RQC complex
Molecular function (GO): protein binding
Source: RefSeq, a predicted model, not a curated record